Molecule: messenger RNA, 3515 nt
Organism: Perca flavescens (yellow perch)
Lineage: Eukaryota; Metazoa; Chordata; Actinopteri; Perciformes; Percidae
Gene: themis2
Product: thymocyte selection associated family member 2
Exons: 7
Coding region: 58-2181 (707 amino acids)
Biological process (GO): T cell receptor signaling pathway
Cellular component (GO): nucleus; cytoplasm
Source: RefSeq, a predicted model, not a curated record
CUAGGGGUCCUCAGAUCCCAAAUUUCUGACUCCAAAUAGCACACUGAGGCAACAGUGAUGGCAGGCACGACUGCUUUGUCACUUCAGCAAUUAAUUGCUUCAUUGGACAACUCUUGUCUGCCAAAAAUUCUACAAGUUUGCUCUGGAGUGUAUUUCCAAGGUUCUAUAUAUGAAAUUUCUGGAAGUGAAGUGUGCUUUUCUACUGGAGAUCUAAUAAAGGUCCUUAACAUUGAGCUCCUAUCCGUUUGCUGUGACGACAUCAGCAACAAUGAGCAGUUUGAGCUCCCUAUCAACCACACAGGUUUGUUCAAAGUUGUCCCGGAGGAGAUGCCAUACAGUAGUAUCGAGGAGAUGUUGAGCCUGAGGCCUGUGGGCCUCGAGUCCUGCCUUCCCUUCACUUUUACUAGCCGCUUCAAGAUUACCAUUGGCAAUUUAACACUGGGAGCCAACAGAGCUUUGACAGUGCUCUCCAUUGAGCGGAAUGAGGGUGAGGAGGAUUAUGUGCGCUGCCAUGUUCAAGGACAACAGGAAGCCUCUGCGGAAGUGUGUAUCCCACUUUCUUUCCAAGGGGAGUUCAGGGAGUGUGAAAACGAGGAGCGCUUCACUCUGCAGGAAAUCAUGUCCUCGCCCUGCCUGCGUACUCGAAAGUUUCACUUAAUCAACACCACCAAGGGUGAACGAACCCUUGUCCUCAGUCCAAUAUACCAGGUCCACGCCAUCAUGAACUUGAGGAAGAACGUGUUGAAGUUUCCCUCCAGCUUAGAGGUGGAUGUGAUUGAUGUCACUGAGACGUGUAAGGAUGUAGAUUUUGUGACCCCGCUCAGUCUGACGGAGGUCCACGCCCAGCCAGAUAACUCCUUCCCUACAGUAGUAGAGAUACUGGAAGGAGCAGAGACCAGCUCUCUGUUCAAGUGCAGCUGGCUACCAAAACUUAGUAAGAGCAGCCACCUCAUUUUCCACAAGGUAGGAACCUCUGCUAUGGCUUUGUUAUCCAACCUGAAGAGCCGAAGGGCACAGCAGUACUUCCUGGCAUCUCAGCAAUAUGGUGGACGAUUUCGUAGGCGGCCAAGAGAGUUUAAUUCAGUGUAUGAGCUGUAUGUUGCUUUGAUCCAGGCACCAGGCCUGAAGGUCAGCGUAACAAGGAGCUGUGAGGGAGUUGAGGAGGAGGGCCUGCCUAACCUCAGUGUGGGCGAACAGCUGGAGGUUGUUCGCUGCGAAACAAUGGAGUUGCCUUGUGAAAGCAGCAACAGACAGAAGCAGUCCGUCGAGGCUCUUUUGUGUCAGCGUCUCCAAGAGCCGGAUGAUGACGAGGAUGAUGAUGAUGAUGAUGAAGAGGAGGUCAAGCAGCAGGAUGAGAGAGAGGAUAUUCUCAUGCCUCUGUACAUGCAGGGCCACUUUGUGGAGGUACUCGCUGAUAACAAGAAGUACAGACUCAGGGACUUGGGUAAAGAGUUUAGUUUGCCGCUGGAUGUUAAAGUAGUGAACCGGGAUACUGAACUCGAGACUGAUCCACUAGUUGGGUUUCCAAGUCUCAGAAUAGAGGGGGCUAUGCUAGAGCCCACCAUCCAGGCGAGCUUUCCACACAGGCCAGACCACUGUUUCGAGAUCCCAACCAACUGGGUUUCUAUGUCCGUCUGUUUUACCAAGGACCCCCUGCCCUGGCCCAACGGUCAACCACCUAAGUGCCAUGUGGAUAGCGUUACCGAGGUGACAAACACAUUCUUUUAUGAAUUUAGCAAACACAGCAACUCAGAUGCAACUCCACCACCUCGACCACCAAAGCGAAAUCUGUCAUCUUCAAAGUCUUCAAAAACAUCAUCAAAAUCCUCGGGGAAGUCAUCCAAAGCAGGCAAAUCCAGACAUGCAUCAGACAAAAGCAUUCCAACCAAGGCGUUAGCAGAUUUGACUUUAAACAGCAAGAAAAGGCCCCCAGCACCCCCUCCUCCGGCUAUCAUGAAUGAUCAACCUCCGCCAGUCGUACCCCGAAAGCAGUCAGCGGCUGACAUGACAACAGGCAAGGCUCUGCCAAACACUUAUGUGAAAAGGGAGGAGUCGAAGAAGACAAAAGUACCGCUGGGUGACGUUGAAGCAGACGUGGACAGCGACCAUGACUAUGAAACUGUGGACGACACUUUUACAACGAUGAUGAAGAAAGCACAAGAGAACGUCAUGUUUUACUAAAUAUGACCGCGACAGCAAAAUAUCCCAUAUGGUCGGUGGGCCCCCUUAUCUUGAAUAAUUUCAUGGCAAAGUACCAAGGCAUAGAUUUAUAUUCUGAGACUUUGAAGCCAAACCAAGGAACCUGUCCAUUGAAUCCUAAGUAUUGUAAUUUAAUUUCAUGCUGAAAAUAAUUAGUUUAACACAAGGUUAGAUAUUUCAGUUAAGUAUUAAAUUAUUCAGCAAUAAACUCCUGACAGUAUAUUGCAUCUGUGAGGACCCGUGAGAUCAUUUGGUUCGAGGCAGCACCCAACAUCCUUGCUUCUCAUGUGGUCAGGGAAACUUUCAUUCUUCGUCCAUUCAUUUCUACGCUCAACCCACGUCAUCCUCUUCAAGGUUGUAAGUGGCUGUUGCUGUGCUUGUACAGUAUAACACCCACAAACUUUGAUUGAAAAAACAGUUCCUUUGUAGUAUUUAUUGUUGUAGUAUUUUGUGCUUUUUGUUCAAACUAUUUAGCAAAGCAUUGAUCUAACCAUAUGGUAGUUCUGGGGGCUGUAGCUUGUAUUGUUUUGUAUACAAUAGCAUUAUAUUGUGCAAAACUAAGCAGUUUCUGUAUAUAGUCCAUUUUGGAACAAAAUAACAGCAACACCCAGUCUAAUACAACACCACAAAAAAACUAUGUAACUAAAAUACCUUGUUUAAAAAAAAAAUAUUGCAUAUUUAUAAGCUUCACAGAGGUUGUAAUGGUAUACAUUUUUAUUGUACAGGCAUUUAAUGUAUAUGGCAACCUCCUGCAGUAUACAUGUGGUAUAUAUAUGUAUGUAGUAUACGGUCUUUGUUGGGAAGCAGUCUUAAUCUACAAAAAAAAAACCACAAAAUUGCAGCUCUGUAGCUUCUCAUUGGGCCAUGUAAGGGUAAUGAAAUAGCAGAAGUUCUCCCAGCCGUCACAUCAAACUAUUUAUGUGAGAGCUCAAAAAGGUGCCACGUUUCAAAUCCUGCUUUUGUUUUUAUUUCAUUAAAAUUACUCUCUGGAGAUACUGACUCACUGCCACAGAAAUAACAAAAUAAGGUAAUGUUGUAUAACCCUCUCUAUUUCUUUUGAGGUACAAACAUACUGUAGCUUUUUUUGUUGUACUUUAGACAUCCAUCAUCAUAAAAAGUGGCUACAAAAUGUGCUUACUUAUUUGGUUUAUUCCAAUUUUGAUAAAACCUGUUUACUGUGUGAACCAGAGGAACCAUAUCAACAGAUGUGUUGGUCUACAUUUUUGCAUCGUGCCCAAUCAAUGUUUGUGUAAAUGUCCAUGUAAAAGAGCAAUUUCUGUAUUUACAUCUUAAUAAAUUUGCACAAAUUGCUUGUU